AAUGACUGUUAUCUGCGCUCACGCGGUUCUACUAAAACCGACCUUCUUUGGUUCUUCCCUUACAUGACUAUAUAUCUUCGUUUGCAAAUAUCAAUCCAUAUAUCAUACACAUCUACAUACCAUUUUCAUCUACAUUUUCAAAGAAAAAUCAUAAUCUGUUCGAAUAUGAGCCAAUACAGUCAAAACCAAUAUGCAGGAGCUUAUCCUACGCCGCCAGUGUCUACCGGUCCAUACGUGGCACCGCCACCGCUCGGUUACCCAACGAACGACACGACUCAUGCUACGGUGGCUCCUGUCGAGACAAAGUCUAAAGGUGAAGCUGCUGAUGGAUUCUUGAAAGGCUGUCUUGCGACCAUGUUGGCCUGUUGCGUCCUCGACGCAUGCAUUUUCUGAGUUCGGAGGAAGCAGUCGAUUGUUUAUUAAAUUUGACACUUCAUGCAAAUAUUUUUCAUUGUAUUUUGCAAGUAGUUUUUGGGAUUCGAUUAGCUUAUAACAUUUGGACCUCCUAUUUGUUGAUUUAAUUAUUUAUUACUACUUUUUUUAUUUUAUUACAACUUAGUUUGUAAUAGUAAAAUUUAUUCUACUUUGUGCCCAAAACUGUCAAUUGUUGUUCAUUUAAAUUUCUG
This is a messenger RNA of Arabidopsis thaliana (thale cress), 626 nucleotides long. Its product is annotated as cysteine-rich/transmembrane domain A-like protein. Gene Ontology annotation, cellular component: plasma membrane; nucleus. The record is from RefSeq and is marked reviewed. The transcript is spliced from 3 exons. NCBI's taxonomy places the organism in Eukaryota, Viridiplantae, Streptophyta, Magnoliopsida, Brassicales, Brassicaceae. Bases 64 to 393 code for a protein of 109 amino acids.